Messenger RNA from Numida meleagris (helmeted guineafowl), 976 nucleotides. RefSeq names its product proline rich 7, synaptic (gene PRR7). NCBI's taxonomy places the organism in Eukaryota, Metazoa, Chordata, Aves, Galliformes, Numididae. Bases 33 to 731 code for a protein of 232 amino acids. The record is from RefSeq and is a predicted model, not a curated record. The transcript is spliced from 2 exons.
GCGGGGGCCUCCCGCACGGGCCGGUGGCGAAGAUGGUGAUGUCCCAGGGCACCUACACCUUUCUCACCUGCUUCGCCGGCUUCUGGCUCAUCUGGGGGCUCAUCGUGCUGCUGUGCUGCUUCUGCAGCUACCUGCGGCGGCGCGUCAAGCGGCAGCAGGAGGAGCGGCUGCGGGAGCAGAGCCUGCGUGCGCUGGAGCUGGAGCCGCUGCACUACGAGGGCUAUGGGGGCAGCCCCCCCGGCAUGGCCGUCCCCCACCGCCUGCGUCUGGAGCCCCAUCACCACCACCACCACCACCACCACCCCCACAUCCCACCCCCCCGGCCCUGGAGCUGCCGGCACGAGUCAGACCUGUCGAAGCCGCCAUGCUACGAAGAGGCGCUGCUGAUGGCCGAGCCUCCCCCACCUUACAGCGAGGUGCUGAUGGACACGCGCGGGCUCUAUCGCAAGAUCAAUGCGCCCUUCCUGAGCCACGAGCGGCUGGAGAAGCAGGAGCAGCCCCCCAGCUACAAACCCCUCUUCCUGGACACCGGCUAUGGCUCUGCACUGCACCUGCCCCGCUCAGCCAGCCCUGGGCCGGCCUGCCCGGACCUCUACCUGCAGGCAGAGUGCUCCCCACGCAUGUUCCCCAGCUGGACAGACUCGGAGCUCAGCAGCAGGGACACCUUCGAGCCGGGGCCGUGGCACCUCCCGGUCUCCAUGCCCCUGUUCGGCAGGACUACGGCUGUCUGAGGGAGGGGCCACAGCCACCCAAGGGCCCCUCCGACAUGGGGAGGCUCAGCUGCCCUCCGUGGGUACCCCAUCCCCGGCACAGGCCAUCGCCGCCAGCGCGGAAGGGGCUGGUUCCCCCUCUCGCCCCCACCCAUCAUCCCCUGCUGGCACCCCCACGGCCGGGGGGGGCUCGGAGCCGGGCUCGGACUCUGCUCUGUUUCUUAUUUUGUUUGUUACAGUUUGAGAAUAAAAGUUUGUGGAUCCGG